Fonticula alba is the source of this 2206-nucleotide messenger RNA. RefSeq lists its product as hypothetical. The transcript is spliced from 7 exons. Bases 83 to 1780 code for a protein of 565 amino acids. The record is from RefSeq and is a predicted model, not a curated record. NCBI's taxonomy places the organism in Eukaryota, Rotosphaerida, Fonticulaceae.
CACACACACACACACACACGCGCACACAUACACUGCCGACGCGUUGUCGAUCGAUCGCGCCCUGCGCUCCUCUCUCUCCUCCAUGUCAACUGCCCUCCCAAACACUGCCGAAGCCUCGGCCCCGCCGGCUUGGCUGCAGCAGCUGCCCCCACAACAGCGUGAGGCCCUGGAUGCUCUUCGGGCUGCAUUUGACGCUGCCCUGCCAAGCAGCCCAAACCUCCAAGCCUUGAAGUUGUCCGACGACCAAGUGCUACUGCGCUUCUUGAUCGCUCGUAAGCUGGACGUGAACAAGGCGCUGUCGAUGCUGCAGGAUACCGCCAACUGGCGCGUCAAGUCCGGAGCCGAGCUCGAGGUCUUCCCGAUUGUUGGGGCCCCCGGGCCGGAGCUGGCCCCGAAGGACGCUCUGCUGCCGAUUGCCGUGCGCGGGUUCCAGUCCAUCCGCGACUGCAAUGCUGUGCCGAAGAACCCGGAGGAGGAGAAGAUGUUCUCCUCCAUUGGCGGCGUUUGCGUCCACAAGUGGGAUAAGGAGGGCCACCCGAUUUUCAUCGAUCGCCUGGGCCUGCUCGAUACGCAUAGCUACUCCAAGCAUGUCAGCUAUGAGACGCUGGAGCACAUCCACCUACGCACGCAGGAAAUGAUUCGCCGAGUGCUGAUGCCGGAGCUGACUCGCCGCUUUCGGACGCGCGAUGAGCCCCGCGUCGACAAGCUGACCGCCAUCUUCGACAUGUCGGGCCUGACCAUUUCCCAGUUCAACAUCUCGGCUCUCAUGAUGGUUCGCCACACAGGGCAGCUGGACAUGGACAACUACCCGGAGUCCCUGCGCCGGGCCUUCUUCGUCAAUUGCCCGCCGAUCUUCACCAAGUUCCAGGCCUUCGGCAAGAAGUGGGUCGAUGCCGAGACCUUCUCCAAGGUUCAGUUCCAUACCCGAGGCCCGGAGCAAACCCGUGCCCUGCUGGAGGCCAUCGAUGCGGAGAACCUGCCAGCCUUCCUCGGGGGGCAGUGCUAUUGCACCUCGCAGCCGGGAGGCUGCUCGCCCAGCCUGCGUCUUGAUCGCCGGGAGUACUUCUACCCCCAUGUCAAGGAUGUUUCAGCGCGGAAUGAAUUCCGCGUGACGGUGUCCAUCCCGGAGUUGCUCCGGCAGCGAGCCGCCGGGUCUCUGGAGCUGACCUCCGGCCCCCCGACCAAUCAGUAUUACUUGCCGGAGCCGACGUGCGCCCCGAGCUCGGGAGUCGCCGCUACCGUGCUCGCCUCGGCCCCCCUGGUCCCCGGGUCCCAGGCCGAGUGUGAGGAUGACUCCGAGGUCGAGUGUGAUGCCAUCGAAGAGGGUCCCCCGAGUGCUUCUGCUGCCCCACGCCCGCACAACACCCCGCCCGAUUCCUCGGAUGAGCUUGUGUCGCCGGAGGACUCGACCGCGGACUUUGUGUCGCCCUCCUCCAGCUGCCAGCUGAACAAGAAGCAGCCAGCCACUGUCGACCCGUCGGCCACGGAUCUGCGCAUGAAGGCUUUGUCCCUGAGUGACCAGCAAUCGGCUCCGCACCUGACCUGGCACUUUAUGACCGUGCAGAACAACAUCCGCUUCGGCGUCUUCCGAGUUACCUCGGCCGGCACCGAGGUCCCGGUGGUAGACCCGGCCAUGGUCGACUCGCAUGUGGACCCGGUGAAGGGCAGUAUUGCCGUGGACCCCGACUCCACGUACAUUCUUAGCUGGGACAACUCCUCCUCGUACUUCACGGGGAAAACGGUCUACUUCAAUUGGGAUAUCGUGCCAGGGGCCAAGUAAUGCCCCCUGAGGGCAACUACUGCAUCAUUUUUCCACCGGAGGAGGCUAUCUACGGGAGGUGUCAGGGCUUCCUCUCUCCACAUCAGUCGUCCAUGGGGAGAUGACUCCCCCCCCCCCACCUCCGCCUCCGCUUCUGUCUCCUCCUCCCCCUCUUUGUCUCAGCCCUGCCUUUAUUCCCCCGUGUACGUCUCCCUUCCCUGGCAGUCGCCAUCCGAGCUGGGACGCACGCCUGCACAUGUGGAGGAUGUACCGCGUGAUUGCAUUUAUUGUGCUGGCUUCUGAUAGACUACGCCCUGUCCGGGUGCCGCCGGCCGAGCGGGCGGCAAGCAGCAGGCAGCCCUUUUUUCGUAUUUUCCCGCCUUCGGAGAAGGGGACGAAAGGAGCGAAAGAAAGAGAAAACACCAAUAAAGACUCCCAGAACUCUCA